This is a messenger RNA of Drosophila virilis, 1137 nucleotides long. Its product is annotated as 28 kDa heat- and acid-stable phosphoprotein. Lineage: Eukaryota; Metazoa; Arthropoda; Insecta; Diptera; Drosophilidae. The record is from RefSeq and is a predicted model, not a curated record. Gene Ontology annotation, cellular component: cytosol. Gene Ontology annotation, molecular function: RNA binding.
GGUUGGAAGUGCUUAAGGUAGUGUCGUUUUUAGGUCUCAUUUGCAAUUCGAUUCGUCCUGUCAAGCUGUUCAACUUGUAAAUUAAAGAAAAAAUUAAAUUCUUAACCAGACGGAACGCAAGUUUAAGUUUAAGAAGAGAAUCCCAAAACGAAACGAAUCCCGGAAGCAAUGCCGCGCGGUAAGUUCUUAAACCACAAGGGGCGCAGUCGCCAGUUUACUCCGGUUGAAGAACUGCAACGUGAGCAGGAGCUGGAAGGGAGUCUAAAAUCGAUAGACGGCAACAACUUGGACGAGUGCGUCGAGGAGACCAUAUUCGAUGGUGACAACAGCAACGACAACAGCCAUGACAAGGUCAUUGAGAGCGGCAAUGGGAUUACCAAGGGCAAAAAGCUGGGCGGAGCCGUUGAGGGCCUCAUCGAGAUCUCCAAUCCGAAUCGUCCGAUCAAGAAAUCCCAAAAGUACGCACUGCUCACCGACGAGGCCAAGGGCCGCCUGCUCGAGGAUCCGCUAAUCGAUAAACGCCGUCGCGAGCGAGCCAGAGAAAAGCCGCGCUCCAACUCCAACCAAAAGACGACGAGCGAGGCGAACGCGGAUCUCGCCCGUUUGGCGUUGGUGCGUAAAAAGCGGGAAGCCGCCGCCGAGCAGCGUCUGGCUGCCAAAAAGGAGAACAACAGCUACCAGGAGGCGACGCCAUCGACGUCCAAAUCGGAUAUAUCCGUAAAGAAGAAGACGAACAAACACAAAUCGGGAGGAACGGGCACCACAGAUUUUCUGAAGAAGUCCAAUGCCGACAACGAGAAUCUCAGUAAAUUUGUAAAGGGCCGCAAUGGAAAUAAACGAAAUGUGAGCAUGCAGGCAUGAAAAAAUGACAAAAUGAGCGAAUGAGAGAAUGUUAACAAGAGAAAGGGCGAAAUUAAUUUAAAAAAAAAUAAAAAAAAAAAACAAAGUAGGCCUGCUCGGGAUUGCUGGCGCCCAUAUUAUAUACAUAUAAUAUGUAUAUAGAUAUAUAUAUAUAUAUAUAUAUGUAGAAUAUAUGUAUAUAAACCAGCCUUCAGUCAUUUCGAUUUCAUUUCAAGUUCAUUUCGAUUUGUAAAUUUUGAGUUACCUACACGAAUAAUAAAACAAAUAAAAACUUAA